AAAAAACUUUAAUUCUAUCAAUAAUAGUGCCGUAUCAUAUUAUUCCUCCGAACUCUCCCCGAAUCCAACACUUAAAUUAUGAAUAAAUUUAAUUAAUUUAUAUAGUAAAGAUUUAGUAGAUGACACGAGUCACUUCACCACCAAAGCUUCUUCUUUCUUUUGUCGUCUUUGUUGGGUUUGGUUUCGAUCGAUUCCAGAAAUCUGUUCUGGUGAAAAAAAAUCUUAGUUUAAAAGAGAAGACUCUCUCUUUUAUCUCUUUCAAUCUAUAAAGGUAUCUUCUUCGUGCCAUUAAAGAACCUGAGUUUGCUUCAUCACAGUGAUUCUGAAAUCUGUCAAGCUUCAGAUUUAUCUUUUUAAGGCGUUUCGCUUUCAGAGUGGCCCAGAUUGUGUUGGUCAGUUUCUGGGAGAGUGAGUGUUGUAUCUGUUUGUUUCUCUGAGCUGUUUAAUCUUCUCAUUAUCUCUGAAAAAUAUAUUUCAUUGAUUCUUUUCCUGAGGGAAGUUUAGAUUUUUAUUUACUUAUUUGUUUCUCUAAGCGAAGAUCAUCAGCUGAUAGAGAAUCGAGAUUUAAUUUUCUCCUUAUCAAGGGGACACAAAAACUUUUGCUCUUGCUCGGUGAAUAAUAGAGUUAUGGAACAUGAUUUACCGUCUAUUAAAUCAUGGAAGUCACUUGUUAAGAGAAGAAACAACCCUCAAGAGGGGGGUAAGUCAUCUUGGAAAAUGAAACCGGUCAUGGCUCUCAUGUGUACAGUGCUUUUGAUCUUUUGGUAUAAGACCACAAAUAUUCAGUAUGAACAGACACAGAUGGAAGAAACAGAUUAUCCCUUUGAGAUGGCUAAGGAAUCUGAACCGGUGAGUGAAAAGUUGAAAGGGCUACCUUUUGGUAUCAUACAGCCUAGAUCAGAUUUGGAGUUAAAGCCUCUUUGGUCAAGUAGUACUUCGAGGUCAAAGGGAGGAGAAAUGACAAACCGUAACUUGUUGGCAAUGCCUGUAGGAAUUAAGCAAAAGGACAAUGUCGACGCUGUUGUAAAGAAGUUUCUUCCAGCGAAUUUCACUGUUAUUCUGUUUCAUUAUGACGGAAACAUGGAUCAAUGGUGGGAUCUGGAGUGGAGCUCUAAAGCCAUACACAUUGUUGCACAUAACCAGACAAAAUGGUGGUUUGCGAAACGGUUUCUCCAUCCUGAUAUCGUCACCGUAUACGAUUAUGUUUUCCUUUGGGAUGAAGAUCUUGGAGUGGAGAACUUCAACCCAGAAAAAUACCUGAGGAUAGUUAAAUCAGCUGGGCUUGAGAUAUCUCAACCGGCUUUACAUCCAAACUCAACCGAAGUUCACCAUAGAAUUACAGUCCGGUCUAGAACAAAACGCUUUCAUAGACGAGUUUAUGAUAGUAGAGGCAAUAUGAAGUGCUCAAAUGCUAGUGAAGGGCCUCCAUGCACCGGAUUUGUUGAGGGAAUGGCUCCAGUGUUUUCAAGAUCUGCCUGGUUUUGCACUUGGAAUCUAAUACAAAAUGAUCUGGUUCAUGGGUGGGGAAUGGAUAUGAAACUUGGGUACUGUGCUCAGGGUGAGCGUAGCAAGAAAGUUGGCAUAGUUGACAGUGAAUAUAUAUUCCAUCAAGGCAUUCAAACUCUAGGAGGAAGUGGUUAUCCCGACAAGAAGAACUCAGAUCGCAGUGGAGUCAAUAGGAGACGCGGUUCUGCAACUUUUGAUUCAAGAACAGAGAUACGGAGACAGUCAACAUGGGAGCUUAAAACUUUUAAAGAACGUUGGAACCGUGCGGUUGAGGAAGACAAGAACUGGAUCGUCCGGUCUGCAUCGACAAGGAACCGUGCCAGCAAUAACCGGAGAUUUAAGCGGAGUAGUGUGAUUUCAAGUUUAUUGCAGAGGAGAGCUCAAGAGACUAUAAAAUAAACACAUGAGUUUUUUCUAUCAGAGAUCAAAUAUAGAAAAAUGUUGUUUUUUGGCAUUGUUAAUAGUUAAUCAUCACUCUCUUUGAUUAGUGUAGUUUUCAGUAUCUUCUUUAGAUGUGGCUCAGUCUCUCUUCCAUCUUUGAUUAAUUCCAGUUGAUUGAGCAUGUUUUCGUAUAAAAAAGGGUUCGCGUC
This is a messenger RNA of Eruca vesicaria subsp. sativa (arugula), 2096 nucleotides long. Lineage: Eukaryota; Viridiplantae; Streptophyta; Magnoliopsida; Brassicales; Brassicaceae. The record is from the annotation of a GenBank genome assembly.